Molecule: messenger RNA, 1863 nt
Organism: Spodoptera littoralis (African cotton leafworm)
Lineage: Eukaryota; Metazoa; Arthropoda; Insecta; Lepidoptera; Noctuidae
Source: the annotation of a GenBank genome assembly
AUGGACGACGACGGUGAUGAUAAGGAUGAUACAAAAAGGACUCGCAACUUGAGUGAGAAGAAGCGGAGAGACCAAUUCAAUAUGCUGGUUAAUGAGCUCAGUGCUAUGGUCUCGACAAACAACAGGAAGAUGGAUAAAUCAACAGUCCUCAAGUCUACUAUAUCAUUUUUGAAGAACCAUAAUGAAAUAACUGUUCGAUCAAGAGCUCACGAUGUUCAAGAAGAUUGGAAACCAGCAUUCUUGUCAAAUGAAGAGUUUACAUAUUUAGUAUUGGAGGCAUUGGAGGGCUUUGUAAUGGUUUUCUCAGCUACUGGUCAAAUCUACUAUGUAUCUGAAAGCAUCACAUCAUUACUGGGCCACAACCCAGCUGAUGUCGUGAACAAAAGCAUAUUUGAUCUGGCUUGUGAAGAUGAUCGGCCCAGCUUGUACAAUCUGUUACAAAAUCCUGGAAGUGCAACUGACCCAAUGCAUGCUGUUGGUAAAGAAAACGAAAUCCGCUUCCAGUGUCAUCUAAAAAGAGGAUCUUUGGAUUUUAGAGAUGAAACCACUUACGAACUUAUACAAUUCAAUGGUCACUUCCGAACAAAUAUGGAGCCACUCGAUAGUGAUGAUAUGCCGAGUUACAAUCCGGACCAUGAGUCAAGGUUACUCUUCGUUUGCACGGGCCGGUUGUACACUCCUCAACUGAUCCGUGAUGUGUCUCUGGUAGACUCCAGUCGCAGCGAGUUUACUUCGCGACACAGUCUUGAAUGGAAAUUCCUGUUUCUGGACCACCGUGCACCGCCUAUUAUUGGAUAUUUACCAUUCGAAGUACUUGGCACCUCGGGCUACGAUUAUUAUCACUUUGAUGACUUAGAAAAAGUAGUAACAUGUCAUGAAGCUUUGAUGCAAAAAGGUGAAUUAACGUCAUGCUACUACCGGUUCUUAACGAAAGGGCAGCAGUGGAUUUGGCUUCAAACUCGCUUUUAUAUCACGUAUCACCAAUGGAACUCAAAACCAGAGUUUGUAGUUUGCACUCAUCGUGUCGUAAGUUACGCGGAUAUUGCGAAGAGCAUGAAACAAGAGGGUGCGGAAGCUGAUACAGUGAGUGAGGCUGAAGUGAACCGAGGAGUGAUGAAGGAAGCACCGUCUGAUGACGCCAUGGUUUCCAUGUCACCAUCAUACAUGUCCGAAGCGAGCGAUGCCUUUGGUACCUCCUCCUACCAACCCUUGUCUCAAGUCAGUCCGGCCUCGGUUAAGUCGGCAUCGGCUGGCAGCACGACUGGAACUGUUGCUACCGCUGGUACAGCAGCGACCGCGGGCGCGUCGUGGACCCGGGCUUCUCAUGUCCACUUCACUGGCUCGGACACAGGAUCCUUGUCCGGCGAGUCCCGCUCGUCGCAAAGAAAUUCCAUGCGCGAGAACUAUACAUUCCUGCAGACACAUAAGAGCACGGAAGCAGCCCCGGCUCCACAGCAUGGCAUAGGUGCGCAGUACUUAGACCCCGCGCCGUACGUGAGCGCGGUGGGAGUGCCCGGGGUGCUGCCGCUGUCCAUUCCACCGCUACCAGUCAUCGUGUCUCCCGACCAAGCGCAGAUGCAGGAGCAGUUGCAACGAAAACACGAGGAGUUGCAGCAAAUGAUAGUCAGGCAACAGGAAGAGCUGCGGCAGGUAAAGGAACAAUUGUUGCUGGCCAGGCUUGGGAUCCUUCAGCCCCUUAUAAACGUCCAAGGCCCAUACGUGAACCCAGAAGACAUGCAACAGAACCAGCGUUUACCGGCACAAAUAGUUUACGAGGCAGGCACGCCGCGGGCGGCCAUCACCGGCUACCCGCAGCAGCACCCCCCGCAUGCCGGCGGACACCACCCACACAUGCCGCAGUGA